GAUCAGUUAUAUUGUUCAAAUGAAAUGCAUGAAAACUUUUAGCUUCCAAAACAUCUAGCAUGAUUAACAGUUUUGUGCAUCCUUUAAACUGCAUUUCACACAGUUUCAAUGUGAUGCGCUUAUACUCCCACAUCUACAGCACCAGAAGAAGAGAAGUUCAGUGAAUACAUUAAAGUGCUCUCUUGGCAUCACAGAUAUUCAUUUUUCACAGAUAAGGGAUGAUGUUCAUUUCUGAGCAGCUGCUGUACAUUCAGCAGCUUAUGUGUGAACUGUAAGCCAUUUGUUUAAUGUAAAUGAUAUUCAAGGUUUAUAUUAAUGCAACCAGGAGCCUCUACAUUAAAUAUACAGAGAGGCACACUCGAGGUGAAAAGGACUGAUAGAAAUGAACUCGGAAACGACUGCAGCAUUACUCAAAAUCUGAAAGAAAACGAACAAAAAUACCACUCUGAAACUGUAACUAUGGAGACAAGCCAGCUAUUGGAAAUGGCAACUGAAACAGACUGUAAAAUGGAUUCUGCAGAAACAGAAAAGCUUGAAAAUAAAGAUUUGUUUAGAGAAAGCAAAGAUGUUAGUUUCCAUGCAGAAAUAAAGAAAACCAUCGAAGAAACAGAAGUUGAAACCGCAAUAGAAGAACACGAAAGCAGCAAUAUCUUUCAAGAGGAGGCUUUUCAUGCAGACGUGGAUUUAGAGGAGCUUCAUCAAAUAGAGUCUGUCGCUUCCUCAGUGUCUGACACCACUUCCAGUGCUGGCAGUGUUUGUGAAACUGAAAUCAGACACACAGAACAAGAACCAGGUCAUCGAGGCCAGAUAGAUAAUGACAUUAUGACAGUAUCUUCAAAUUGUCAUGUUACGGAAGUAAAGGAACCUGUGGAGCAUAGCACCAUCCUGGAAAAUGAUUUGUAUGAAGAAAUGGAGGACUCGGCUUUAGAGCAUUGUAUAAAAGAGGAAGUGCUUUCUGAUGUGUCUACUGAAGAAGAUGAAACUUCUGAACUAAUUGCCAGUUUACAGGAAGAAAUAGCUGCUGUGUCUUCAGAUAGUGAGAUUGAUGACAAAUGGAGGAGCAUUUUCACUUCUACUGUUAAUAAAGAAAAUGAGGAUUUGUUCUUAGGCACAAACAUCCAGGUGAAAACUACAGAACAAUCUUUUGAGGAGACAGAGAGCGAUGGACCAAGCCCAGAGGAAAUAAAUCAAGAGACUCAAAGUACAGCCCUAGCCGCUGAGAAAAACAAUGUAGAUGUUGACAAUUUUGAGUUUGAAGGCAAAAGUGAACAUGUUUUUCAAAUAGAGGAAGAUUCAACUGAUUCUUCUUCAAUGUUAGACAUUCACCAGGAUGAACUAUCUGAGGAUAACACUACAAAAGUCAAGGAAGACCCAAGUCAAACCUUAAAGCAAAAUCCACACACCAGUUCACAUGAUCCUACCAAGAAAAUUCCCAAAGACUACUGCGUAGUUGAAGAGUCACAAAAUGAAAAUGUAGAUAUGGAACAUGUUGAUUUUAUAGUUGCACGUAAACAGUGGUUGAAGAUGGAGGAGUUGACAAAAAGCCAGAGCUACAAUUCUCCAGUCAAACAGAGUAAAUGCCAGACAGGUCACAGCUUCAUGCACACUCCUGUUAGAAACAUUGAAAAACCAGUGACAGGUCAAGAGAACAGAGAGGCACACAAACGACAAGUAAAAGAUGUGGGGGUAGGAAGUUUUGAUAUAAUGAUGGGUGAGAGUUUAGGAAAAAAUGACCACCAGCAAACUCUCUUCAGUCCUUCCUCGGAAGAUUCUGGUUUGGAUGAUUCCAGUUCCAGAUCUGCCUAUGAUGAUACAAGUUUAACAGCCACCGACACACUGGUGUCUCCAAAAUCAAAUCAAGAAACUCCAAUUGAAAAGGAGAUCCGGCAGGCUUUAGAGAGGGAAGUGAAUUUAAGGCGUGAAAGGGGGAUUUCACAGCCAGUUGCCUCAAAUGAAUAUGUGGAGAUCAAAACCAAACCUUCCCUUCUCCACCAAGGAUCUGAUAGUCCUAAAGGAACAACCAAGCAAUUUGCUGAGCUGCAGAUGCAGAGAGAUGUUUUACUGGAGUGCAGUAGAGAACAUGACCUUGUUCAGCAAGGAAAGGUCAGGGGCAAGUACGAAAGAGGACUGUCCCAGGAAAUAGAGGAGAAAAGGAAUAUAUAUCAAUCACAAGAUCAGUGUAAAAUGCAGAGGUCACUGUCACAUGGGCCUCUAUAUCAUGAGUUGUCUGCAGAAAAUGUUAUUAUACUGGAGCAUGAUUCCUUUCUCUCCCCUGCAAGACAAUGUGGGAAAGAUCAUCCCGUUUCUCCUGUACGCAAGAAACAAAACGAGUGGCCCUCAGAGACAGCAAAUGUGAUCAUACUAGAAACAUCAAACCUAAUCAUACGCAGUGCAUCCGAGUUUUGUCUAUCUGCUGCACAAGACAGCCAAGAAAAUACUAUUCACAACAAUCCUUUCUUCAAGCUACGUUCCAGGAGUUCUCUGUCUCUAGUCGACCAGGAGAUUAAAAUAGCGACACAGCGAGAAGAAGAACUGCAAAGACAAAGGGCCAGUCUUUAUUCAAAUGAGAAGACCGGAUACAGCACUGUAUUGGCAUCUCCAAACUUUCUGGACCCCUUCUCAUUUGAUAAAGCAGAAAUGCCUUUGAGAUGUAGAUCCUCCCCUUCGUCACCUAUGAAAUCUGCAUUUAAAAACAUGGACCAAUCACCUCUGAGGUGUGAUCGUAAGCAGUUUCUGGAGGCUGCAGCAGGGUCUCGUCGCAAGAGUGAACUGGCACUUCGCUGGGAGGCUGGGAUAUUUACCAACAAUGAGUAAGAAGAAAAUGUGCAGGAAAAACAACCCUUGUUAAUGGUUUAAGAAUAUCUCAUUUAAACUGUUUUCUCAAGAAAAAAAAACAUAGUUAAAAGUUGCUUUUGUAGUUUUAUGAUAUGCAUAAUGUUAUGAAGAGCUUAGCCAGAAUGUAUUAUUUAAGUACUGUAGUUGUUUUGUAAUUCGUACAGGUGCCAAGUGGCUUGUGUGGCAUUGUUAUUUGAUAUAUAGUUUUAAAACAAUCCCUUAUUUAUGCUUUUUCUUCAGUUACAGCAUAUAGUGUUAUAAUCGUGUUAAAAUAGCUUUAUCUCCAAAUUAUAUUACAAGAGGAUUUGUGAGUUUAUUUAGACAUCUUUUAAAGAGCUUGUUGCCCCAAGACUACAAGAAAGUAUUGUGGGUAUUCUACAUUAUACUGUAUAACUAUACUCAAAAUACAGUAGUAGUCAACACUGCUUAAACAUGCUUUGUCUUUAAAAGUCCAGUUCAAUGUGGAUAGCAUGAUGUCAAGCCUUUCUUUACUCUUUUGUUUGAAUUAACUUUGCAUCUUAAAAGGCUGAAUUGUUUACUGGACCUUCAUUUAAACUAAAACAUUUAGAUCCACAGGAAAUAUCCAUAAAAAACAUAACCGCUUCAGGUGUUUGAGUCAGUCAACAUUUAAAAGGACAAGGGUUUUUAAGAUGCACAUUUUGCCGGUUAAAAAUGUAAUAUUUUAAAGUGUGUUUCACUUUACCAUGGUAUACCCUUACGAGGGUAUAUUAAAACAGACAUGAACUUAACUAUUGCCACAUUUUUCCAUGUGUAUCAAAUCUAACAUAGGCUCACUUGUGCAUUUUUCCUACAUUGCAUCUAUUUUUGAAUGCGAGCACCAUCUUUAAACAACAUUUGUCUCCAGUGUGUGGUUUAGCAUUGUGGCAUUUGAUCUUGUUUAAAGAUGUGAACCCAGUAUGGACCCUUGUCCUUUUAAUAUUUUAUUUUCUCUUGUGGUGGAGGGGUAAUGCAAAAUAAAAACUCUUGAACUUCAA
Messenger RNA from Acipenser ruthenus (sterlet), 3830 nucleotides. RefSeq names its product mitotic interactor and substrate of PLK1-like. Lineage: Eukaryota; Metazoa; Chordata; Actinopteri; Acipenseriformes; Acipenseridae. Bases 316 to 2814 code for a protein of 832 amino acids. The transcript has 4 exons. The record is from RefSeq and is a predicted model, not a curated record.